Molecule: messenger RNA, 630 nt
Organism: Diabrotica balteata
Lineage: Eukaryota; Metazoa; Arthropoda; Insecta; Coleoptera; Chrysomelidae
Source: the annotation of a GenBank genome assembly
AUGAUCUCCCAUUCAAUAUUUGUCUUCAUCUUAGUCCAGUCAUCAUUAGCCAAUCUAGAAGAUUCAUACUCAGAUACUCCAGACAACUUUAAUGUAUACUCCGAAGAGUUCCUGGACCCUGAUGAGUCUGAUAUUGAAAAGAGGGACAAUCAUUUUAUGCGGUUUGGUAGAAAUUUGGGAGACCUAAAGAACAGAGAAUUUUGGUACGACGACUAUGACGACAUUGAUGUUCCCAAUAAAAGAUCAGGAAAUCAACACAUUAGAUUUGGUAGGUCUGGAGCAAGUUCGUUUAUGAGAUAUGGAAGGGAUCAUCUUAAAGGCGGAAGAAACAAAGCGCAUUUUAUGAGGAUAGGUCGAUCAUUUCACGAACAAGACGAAAAAACCCGCUCAAAACGUUCCGUUGACUCCUCGUCCCAGACAGGCCAAGAAAAGCAUCCAAAACGUAAAGAUAUAUUUCUAAGAUUUGGCAAAAGUCCCUCUUUUAUGCGAUAUGGACGCAGAGACGAUUCUCUUCCUGACUCAUCCGCUAACUUCGACUACCAAGCUGAAGAAAACCAUCCGCUUGCUUUGCUCCUAGCUAAGCUCUUGGCCAGGAGGGAGGGAUCCAAACCAUGCGACGUAGACGCAUAA